Molecule: messenger RNA, 483 nt
Organism: Papaver somniferum (opium poppy)
Lineage: Eukaryota; Viridiplantae; Streptophyta; Magnoliopsida; Ranunculales; Papaveraceae
Exons: 1
Coding region: 1-483 (160 amino acids)
Source: RefSeq, a predicted model, not a curated record
AUGCCGGAAAUCCAUAAGAAAUUUAAUGAAUACCAGCACACAAAGAGGAAGGACGUGGAGCGUGCUUUUGGUGGUCUAAAGUCCAAAUGGGAUAUAAUUAGGAAUCCUUGUCGUCACUGGUCUCAUCAUGACGUACAGGCAAUUAUGAGAGCGUGUUUAAUAAUGCAUAACAUGUGUGUGGAACAUGAGUACAGUGAUACGGAAUGGGCGACUUACGAUGGACGAGAAGAAACACCUCCAGUACAAGGUAACGUGAGAGAAGCGCGCGCGUAUUAUCUAAGCCAUUCCCGCUGGAGAUUCUUGCAAGAAGAUAUAACUGAGCACAUUUGCCAGCGUCACAUCCUAGGAUUGCGAGACGGUGAAGUGGGUCCCGCGGAGGUGCGGGAUGUCCUCAGCACUUCCGAUGCAGGUACUACCGAUGUGGAUGAAAACGCAGAUGUUUACCCAAAUAAUGAUGAUAACUUUUAUGAGAAUGGAGAGUAG